GAAAGAUAGAAGGUAUAAGAAAUGAGUAGAAGGAGAUUUGAGUAGGCUUUUAAAUGUUAGAACCUUAUCUUGAGGGAGAGAAACAAAAUAGAAAAUUUGAUAGAAAAGAAAUUUAAGAGUAUUGAAUUUUUAGCUUUGAUGUUGGCCUUCUGGCAUUCACUCUUGCAAUGGCCGUGUUAUGUCAUUCUCCCCUGAAUUUGAAGCUCUUCACCUCCUCCUCCUCACGGAAUCGCAAUGUCAAUCCCUCCGCUCACUCCCGCAGUGAGCCCCCACCCGUUUUCACCUCUGUCAAGUCCUUUGCUCCAGCCACCGUUGCCAAUCUCGGCCCUGGUUUCGACUUCCUUGGCUGCGCUGUUGACGGCAUCGGCGACUUCGUCACUCUCCGCCUUGACCCCAACGUCCACCCUGGCGAGGUCUCUAUUUCUGACAUAUCCGGCGCCGGAAAGAAGCUCAGAAGAAACCCUCGCUGGAAUUGCGCUGGCAUCGCUGCCAUCUCUGUCAUGAAGAUGCUCAACAUUCGAUCGGUGGGCCUUACGCUCUCCCUUCACAAGGGCUUGCCCUUGGGCAGUGGUCUGGGGUCCAGCGCCGCUAGUGCAGCUGCUGCUGCCGUGGCUGUCAACGAGCUUUUUGGCCGCCCACUGACCCUGACUGACCUCGUGCUUGCCGGGUUAGAUUCAGAAUCCAAGGUCUCCGGUUACCAUGCAGACAAUGUGGCACCUGCUAUAAUGGGGGGUUUCGUAUUGAUCCGGAGUUACCAUCCUCUUGAAUUAAUUCAGUUGAACUUCCCUCAUGAAAAGAACCUCUUCUUUGUGCUGGCAAAUCCGGAAUUUGAGGCCCCAACAAAGAAAAUGAGGGAGGCACUGCCUCAAGAGAUAACAAUGUCCCAUCACAUUUGGAACUGUAGUCAGGCAGGUGCAUUGGUGGCAUCCGUGCUGCUGGGAGACGUUUCUGGUUUUGGUAAGGCACUAUCCUCCGAUAAAAUAGUGGAGCCAAGGAGAACACCACUAAUUCCAGGAAUGGAGGGAGUGAAGAAGGCAGCAAUGGAAGCAGGGGCUUUUGGCUGCACCAUUAGCGGAGCUGGGCCCACAGCAGUAGCAGUGACUGACAAUGAGGAGACAGGUAGAGAGAUUGGGCAAAGAAUGGUAGAGGCUUUUCUGGAACAUGGCAAGCUGAAGGCCUUGGCAAUGGUGAAGAAGCUCGACCGUAUUGGUGCCAGGCUUGUCAGUAGCCAACCCAUAUGAUUUUUUCUGCAUGCUGUUUGUUGGUGAACACUACUCACUCAAGUGGUGUGGUUGCUUCCCAUAUCCACCUUCCCUUUGCUGCAUAUUGUGCCGCCUCCUACUGUUAGAAAUCAUUGUGACAUGAGCAGGAAAAACAGCAGUUUGGUCUCAUCAUCUAAAAGUAGAAUCUGCAUUAUCUUAGUAACAUGAUUCAUAUGCAUCCUUCCUAUCCAUUUGCCUCAACUCUGAUUUUGCUCAUCUGCAAUAGAUAGAACAGCUGCAAACCUUCUUUUUUUUUCUUUCCUAAACAUACCUCACAAUAGGGUGAGACAUGAAUUGGUUUUUCAAUUAAAAAAAAUAAAUUAGUUUUAAGACAAGUUGAAAAA
Molecule: messenger RNA, 1606 nt
Organism: Solanum pennellii
Lineage: Eukaryota; Viridiplantae; Streptophyta; Magnoliopsida; Solanales; Solanaceae
Product: homoserine kinase-like
Exons: 1
Coding region: 168-1241 (357 amino acids)
Biological process (GO): L-threonine metabolic process
Molecular function (GO): homoserine kinase activity; ATP binding
Source: RefSeq, a predicted model, not a curated record